CGACGAUGGGCAUAAAUAAUGGCUCGUCUUGUCUUUUUAAGUUCCUUCUGAUGGUGCUUUUCGGGCAGGUCAACUUUACGACAGCAUUUAUCUGGACGGAUUUUGAACGACUAAGUGAAAGACAACCCACCAAAACGACAUGGAGUUUGAAACUGAGCGCCCAGACGACGGCUUGGUUUCAUGGGAAAACGAGAAACGUGAAGUCAUUGAUGCCACCAAGUUCUCUUCUUGGCGAAAAGCCCAUAUUGUAUGCGCCGGGUUCACAUGCACUUUCAAUGGUAACCUGGGGUCAUCGAUGCCCUCGGGCGCUCUUGACGCCAUCAGCGCCCAAUUCGAAGUUACCGAACACAUCCAUCUUAUUCUUCUCAACUCGCUCUUCAUGGUUGGCUAUGUUAUUGGCCCUCUCGUCUUUGCUCCACUCAGCGAGUACAUCGGCCGCCGGCCAGUCCUUGUUGGCACUUUUCUGGGAUACCUUGUUUUCAUGCUCGCGUGCAGCGGGGCUCCAAACUACCCUGCCUUGCUCACAUUUCGUCUCCUGUGCGGGAUCAACGCCGCCGCUCCGACGAGUGUCCUCGGCGGGCUGUACGCGGACAUUUUUGACGACCCUUCGAUCCGGGGCAAUGCAAUGGCCCUUUAUAUGACUGUCACGACGAUUGGGCCCUUGAUCGGUCCUAUCAUCUCCGGAUUCUCCUCCCAGAUGUCGUGGCGCUGGCCAUUCUGGAUUGCUGGGAUGAUUGCAGCCUUGGGUCUUCCUCUGGUUUUGACGCUUCCCGAGACUUACGCGCCGGUCCUCCACAACAAAGCCGCUAUAAAGAGAUUCAAUAAGUACGGCGCAGAGAUCGCGAGCGGACAGCAGCUUGAACUCAAGCCGUUCGACGCCCAGAAGAUAUUUCUUCGUCCUGUUACCCUCCUUGUCACCGAGCCAAUACUCUUUUGUACCUCUGCGUACUUAGCCCUGGCUUAUGCUGUUUUCUAUCUUCUAUUCCAAGCAUAUCCCGUCAUUUUCCAAGACUUCUACGGGCUUUCACCAGCCAUUGCCGGCCUGGCGUUCAUACCGCAGGCUAUUGGUGUAAUCCUUGCCUUGUUGAUGUUUGCUGCCUUUACGUGGUAUCACGAUCACCAAAGCAAGGCGGGUGCCAAUUGGACCAACAACCAGAUCUACCGCAGACUACCUCUUGCAUGUAUCGCGUCUCCUUGUAUGGUAAUCUCCAUGUUCUGGCUCGGUUGGACUGUCUGGCCCUCUGUGUCUCCCAUCGUGCCUAUGCUGAGCGGCAUCUUCUUCGGCUGCGGCUUUCAGAUGCUUUUUAUGGGCAUGAUCAAUUAUUUGACAGACGUCUUCCGUCAGUAUUCUGCAUCGGCACACGCCGCUGCCAGCAUGACACGAUCCAUAGGGGCGAUUACACUGCCCCUCGCCGCCAACAGGAUGUACUCGGACCUCGGGACUCAUUGGGCACCGUCGGUAUUAGGCUUCAUUGCGUUGGUGAUGGGAGUGAUUCCAUUUGUUUUCAUUCGAUAUGGAGACCGUUUAGCAAGCAGCAGUAGAACAGCACGUGAGGCUUUCGGGGUAAAGGAUUAAGUUACUCGCAGUCCCUUACCUCCCUAAUUAAGGUUAGAUAACUAACUCUAGACCUAUUAAUGUUCAUUAAUAUUUCUUAAACAAUAAA
Molecule: messenger RNA, 1664 nt
Organism: Diaporthe batatas
Lineage: Eukaryota; Fungi; Ascomycota; Sordariomycetes; Diaporthales; Diaporthaceae
Exons: 4
Coding region: 140-1576 (478 amino acids)
Biological process (GO): transmembrane transport
Molecular function (GO): transmembrane transporter activity
Source: RefSeq, a predicted model, not a curated record